This is a messenger RNA of Globicephala melas (long-finned pilot whale), 257 nucleotides long. Its product is annotated as small integral membrane protein 30-like. The record is from RefSeq and is a predicted model, not a curated record. Lineage: Eukaryota; Metazoa; Chordata; Mammalia; Artiodactyla; Delphinidae.
GUCACCUCAAGAUCUCAACAUCAUGAUCUUAGUUUCAACACAAUUGUUCCCAGUCCUCUUUUCAUUGCUUUUGGUGUUGCCUGUUGUUGAAGCAGUAGAAGCCAGAGAUGCAAUCGCUCUCGUUCUCAGUAUUACAGGCAUUUAUGCUUGUUUGGGGGUAUAUGCACGAAGGAGAAAUGGACAGAUGUGACUUUGAAGGACCUCCUGAAUCAAACCUUGUCCUGAAAACCUUUGUGCUGUUGAGGUUCAGAACUGAG